UUGACGUUGGUAGCUAUUGGUGGCAGUAUCAGUCAGGCGCCCCCAGUAUCAGCCUUCUGCUGUGCGGUGAAUCUUGUCCCUCGAGAAAAAAAGGAGAUUCAGUAAAAGCUCGACGAGAGAUACGAAAAAAACAUGUUUGCGAAACCCACCAUCGGGGCUCGUCAAGCGGUGCAGGAGCAUGUUCUUGCAGUUUCCAGAGAUUUUAUAUCCCAGCCCCGCCUGACUUAUAAAACCGUUUCUGGUGUCAACGGACCCCUCGUUAUUCUCGAUGAAGUGAAAUUUCCGAAGUUCGCCGAAAUCGUGCAGCUCAAACUUCCCGAUGGAUCUUUACGCUCUGGAAAAGUGCUUGAGGUCUCCGGAUCCAAAGCUGUUGUUCAGGUCUUCGAAGGAACAUCUGGCAUUGAUGCAAAAAACACUCUUUGCGAAUUCACUGGCGAUAUCCUGAGAACUCCGGUCUCUGAAGACAUGCUGGGACGUGUCUUCAACGGUUCUGGUAAACCCAUUGAUAAGGGGCCCCCCAUUCUUGCCGAAGACUUCCUGGAUAUUGAAGGUCAACCUAUCAAUCCCUGGUCUCGAAUUUAUCCUGAAGAAAUGAUCCAAACUGGCUUGUCCGCUAUCGAUGUCAUGAACUCCAUUGCCAGAGGGCAAAAGAUUCCGAUCUUUUCCGCUGCUGGUCUACCGCACAAUGAGAUCGCCGCCCAAAUCUGUCGUCAAGCCGGUCUCGUAAAAGUUCCAGGAAAAUCGGUAUUGGAUUCUCACGAGGAUAAUUUCGCCAUUGUAUUUGCGGCUAUGGGUGUAAACAUGGAAACUGCUCGUUUCUUCAAACAAGAUUUCGAGGAGAAUGGUUCGAUGGAGAACGUUUGUUUGUUCUUGAAUUUGGCAAACGAUCCAACAAUCGAGCGUAUUAUUACGCCUCGUUUGGCCUUAACGGCGGCUGAAUUUUUGGCUUAUCAGUGCGAAAAGCACGUGCUCGUCAUUUUAACGGACAUGUCAUCUUACGCGGAGGCUCUUCGUGAGGUAUCAGCCGCACGUGAAGAAGUACCCGGACGUCGUGGUUUCCCAGGUUACAUGUACACCGAUCUUGCAACAAUUUACGAGCGAGCUGGACGUGUCGAAGGUCGUAACGGAUCGAUUACCCAAAUUCCAAUUCUUACUAUGCCUAACGACGACAUAACUCAUCCCAUUCCUGAUUUGACCGGUUAUAUUACCGAGGGACAAAUCUACGUCGAUCGUCAAUUGCACAACAGACAGAUUUACCCACCGAUCAACGUACUUCCUUCAUUGUCGCGUCUCAUGAAGUCCGCCAUUGGAGAGGGUAUGACGCGCAAGGAUCACUCCGACGUUUCCAAUCAGCUGUACGCCUGUUACGCUAUCGGCAAAGACGUCCAGGCCAUGAAAGCUGUCGUCGGAGAAGAAGCUCUCACCCCCGACGAUCUUCUCUACCUGGAGUUCCUCUCGAAAUUCGAGAAGAACUUUAUCUCCCAAGGAAGCUACGAAAAUCGAACCAUCUUCGAGUCCCUGGAUAUCGGCUGGCAGCUUUUGCGUAUUUUCCCCAAGGAAAUGCUCAAGCGUAUCCCGGCCUCGACCCUGGCCGAAUUUUAUCCUCGAGACUCCCGUCAUUAAUCCUCAUCUACCGUUGAUAUUAACACUGGUUGUAUCCCAUCGACGGUCGUACGACAUUAAUGAGGCGCCCAAGAGUCUCAUCGGCCCUAAAUCUUUAUUCAAAGUCCGCGGGACUUCGUGCUCGGAAAUUUUGAGCUUCUAGAUUGUUGCGUCUUGACAGUAAGAUAUUAAAACAAAAAAAUACAAAGAAACCAUGUUUUCAGUCGAUCGACUUGAAGUACAGCUGUUCAAUGGUUACGCGCAAACUACGCAAGACGUAUAAUGUUUAAACGAAAAUUCGAAUACAAGAAAAAAAACAAAUUAAUUCACAAAGGGGUCGUGCCAAUCAUCGCAAGUUAGUCCUGUAAAUUGUUAUAUAUACGAUUAGAGAUCAAAGUACCCGGAAGUCCACGAAAAUCUUUCGUUUCAUCAGCGAAACAUCUUCCAACGUAUUGCAUCGUUAUCACUUACAGGAAAAUCUAUGAAUGUAAAUUGUAAUAUAUUGUUCAGUAUUAUCAUAAGGAAAAGAAGAAAAAGAAACAAACUACGCGCGUUCGAAUCCUUUAAAACUAGAGCAUCCUACAUUCCACAGAUGAAAUUUUUAUUUACGAGAUGUAUCGCGGCUCCCCACCCUUCGGCGCAAUGAAAGAAAAAAAAACAGAAAAAAUGAAAGAACGUAAAAGCAAAUAUACGGAAAAAAAUAAGAAAUCGUAAUUAUGUUUUCAAUCAUAGACACGAAUUCUACAUCGCGUGUAGUUAAUAUGGAAAUACAUUUUUCAAGAAACAUAAUGUAUGAUAAAUUAAUAUUAAUUAGAGAUGAAAAUAUUUUUAGUGUUAUUGGCACUUUAGGAGCUUCUGUCAAUCUCUUAUGGAUCAAAUACGCCUACCUUUCGAAGGUUUGUAGGAAGCUUAUAAUGGUUGUUUUUGUGAUCGUGUUCGAUAACUUCACCAUCAGUUCCGUUUAGCCAUUAAAUAACGUGAAUGUAAUAUAACUGUAUAAAAAAGAUUCGUUGAA
Molecule: messenger RNA, 2617 nt
Organism: Venturia canescens
Lineage: Eukaryota; Metazoa; Arthropoda; Insecta; Hymenoptera; Ichneumonidae
Gene: Vha55
Product: V-type proton ATPase subunit Vha55
Exons: 4
Coding region: 133-1623 (496 amino acids)
Biological process (GO): proton transmembrane transport; vacuolar acidification; ATP metabolic process
Cellular component (GO): proton-transporting V-type ATPase, V1 domain
Molecular function (GO): ATP binding; proton-transporting ATPase activity, rotational mechanism
Source: RefSeq, a predicted model, not a curated record